AUGACUACUUUACUUAUUGACAACUACGACAGCUUUACUUAUAACGUUUAUCAAUACCUGAGCUGUCAGGGGGCCGAUGUUGUUGUCCAUCGAAAUGACAAGAUUACUAUUUCAGAAAUAGAACAGCUUGCGCCUCGCAAUAUCGUUAUCUCACCUGGUCCUGGCCACCCAUCAACCGAUGCCGGUAUUUCUCGAGAUGUCAUCAAGACAUUUGCUGGUAGAAUUCCCAUAUUGGGUAUUUGUAUGGGCCAACAGUGCAUGUAUGAAGUGUAUGGAGGCACUGUAUCUUAUGCAGGCGAUAUCGUUCACGGCAAAGCAUCUAGAAUUAAGCACGACAAUCGAGGUAUCUUCAGGGGCGUUCCUCAAAACAACAUGGUCACUCGAUACCACUCACUUGCUGGUAUGCCUUCCACAUUACCUGAUGCUUUAGAAGUGACAGCUACGACGGAUGAUGGAAUCAUUAUGGGUAUUCGACACAAGGAAUAUACAGUAGAGGGUGUUCAAUUUCAUCCGGAGAGUAUCCUCUGUGAGCACGGACAUACGAUGAUCACCAACUUUUUGAAUUUGCGUGGUGGAACUUGGGAAGAGAAUCCAGGCGCUGGCGUCUUGUCAAACAAGUUGCGUGCCCAGCCCAAGCCGAACAGCAAUGAAUCUCAACUGGAUCUCUCUGAGCAACAACAACAGCAACUGACCGCAGCUGCUCCCUCUAUAUUGACCCGUAUCUAUUCUCAGCGUCUCAAAGAUGUUCAAGCUGCUAAAGAAAUUCCUGGACAGACACCUGAGGACCUUGAAAAACUCUUGCGACUUCAUGCCGCCCCUCCUCUUCAAGACGUCGUUGCUCGCCUACGCCAAAGUAAACCUGCCCUCAUGGCUGAAGUCAAGCGUGCGUCUCCUUCCAAAGGCAACAUUGACAUGAAGGCUAAUGCUGCUGAACAAGCCCUUCAGUACGCUUUAGCAGGAGCCAGUGUUGUCUCUGUUCUUACCGAACCCAAAUGGUUCCGUGGUACGCUUCAAGAUAUGCGUCAAGUAAGAGAAGCUGUGGGCCACUUGCCCAAUAGACCCUGCAUCUUGCGAAAGGAUUUUAUCGUUGACCGCUAUCAGAUCCUUGAGGGCCGUCUUUAUGGCGCUGAUACCAUCUUGUUAAUCGUUGCCAUGCUAAACGAUGAACAGCUACACGAUCUAUACAGUUAUGCAAAAUCGUUGGGUAUGGAGCCUCUUGUUGAAGUCAAUAAUGCUGAAGAAAUGGCUCGGGCCAACGCACUGGGCGCACGUUUAAUCGGUGUCAAUAACCGAAACUUGCACAGCUUUGAUGUUGAUAUGGAAACGACCAGUCGUCUGGCAGAGAUGGUGCCUGAGGGAACUAUCCUGUGUGCUCUUUCUGGUAUCACAGGUCGAGCUGAUGUUGAAAUGUAUGUCAAGCAAGGUGUACACGGUGUCUUGGUUGGUGAAGCACUCAUGCGAGCUUGGAACCUCAAGGAGUUCGUUUCGGAUUUGCUCGGUCUCGAAAAGAAAGAUCCUGUGCCUGUUUCAAAGGAACAAAAGACGUCGUUGGUCAAGGUCUGUGGUAUCUCCAGUGUGGAAGCAGCCGUGGAAGCAGCCAAAGCCGGUACUGACUUGAUUGGUUUGAUAUUUGCAGAAAAAUCAAAGCGAAAAGUAAGCUUGGAUAAGGCUCAAGAGAUCGUAUCCGCUGUGCGCGCUCUGGGCAUUCAGUCCAGCAAAACAUUACCAGACAAUGCUCAUCCAAACGACUGGUUCCUAACUCAUCAAUACCUAUUGGAAAAACGACGAAAGCCUUUGGUGGUUGGUGUCUUUGUGAAUCAAUCUGUUGAAUACAUGACUGAAGUUGCUACAACCGUCGGACUUGACCUCGUUCAGUUGCAUGGAACAGAAUCACUCGAACUCGCUCAUUAUCUGCCAGUACCUGUGAUUAGGGCAUGUCAUAUAGACAAUGCCACUUUCCAUGAAUCUCAGAUACCACACUUGACACAACCUGGCUACCAUCACUAUGUUCUGCUGGAUGCCAAGGUACCCAAUUUACCUUCUGAUCAGCAAGGUGGACGUGGCGUCAAGUUUGACUGGUCUAUUGCAAACAAGAUCGUGAACCACAAGAGAUUCGAAUUCCUUGACAACAAAAACUUCCCGAUCAUUCUCGCCGGCGGAUUAGAUCCUACCAACGUAGCUACUGCCAUUCAACAAGUGAAGCCUUGGAUGGUGGAUGUGUCCAGUGGUGUAGAAACAGAUGGCACAAAAGAUUUAAACAAGAUUCGAUCUUUUAUUGAAACUGUUCAAUCUACAAAAUAUACAUAA
Rhizopus microsporus ATCC 52813 is the source of this 2307-nucleotide messenger RNA. Its product is annotated as N-anthranilate isomerase. The record is from RefSeq and is a predicted model, not a curated record. Gene Ontology annotation, molecular function: anthranilate synthase activity; indole-3-glycerol-phosphate synthase activity; phosphoribosylanthranilate isomerase activity. Gene Ontology annotation, cellular component: cytosol. The coding region runs from base 1 to 2307 and encodes 768 amino acids. Lineage: Eukaryota; Fungi; Mucoromycota; Mucoromycetes; Mucorales; Rhizopodaceae. Gene Ontology annotation, biological process: L-tryptophan biosynthetic process. The transcript has a single exon.